GUGGUCCUUCUGUGAAUGAUAGACCUGGUCAGCAAAAACUCAAGGGUGGACUUACAGCGAAAAAGUCAACCUCAAUCCCCACCAAAUCCGCUCGGCUCCCAUCGCAGCCUGUCCCCGAUGGCCGUCGCCUCCAUCGCCGUCCGCUCGGCCGUCGGUGCCGCCCUGUCGGCGGUGAUAGCCGCCCGCGCUGUCCGGCGCCGCUCGCUGGACGUCUCGGGCGGCGUCGCCGGGUUCGCCGUGAUGGCUAUCCACCUUGCCUGCGGUUACAGGUACGGAGCGCUGCUGCUGGCCUUCUUCUUCACCUCCUCCAAGGUGACCAAGAUCGGCGAGGACCGCAAGCGGCGCGUCGAGGAGGACUUCAAGGAGGGCGGCCAGCGCAACUGGAUGCAAGUUCUAGCAAAUAGUGCAAUAGCGACUGUAUUGGUCAUCUUUUUGGCGAUAACGACUGGGGGACAAGAUCAAUGCUUGGAUUCGAAUGAUUCAAAGUUUAUAACUGGUAUAAUAGGUUCUAUUAUUGGCCACUAUUGCUGCUGCAAUGGAGACACUUGGUCAUCAGAAAUUGGUGUGCUUAGUGAUGAACAACCACGGCUUAUCACUACACUGAAGCCUGUCAGGAAAGGUACAAAUGGUGGAGUGACCUUACAAGGACUUCUUGCAGCCACAGCAGGUGGUCUAACCAUCGGUCUGACUUUUGUUGCUGUUGGACUUAUGACAGCUGAAUGCUCUUUUAAGAUGGGGCUUCGACAGCUCCUAGCUAUACCUAUCUCUGCUGCUGCUGGUUUGCUUGGGAGUCUAAUUGAUUCGUUGCUGGGUGCUACACUUCAGUUCAGCGGAUACUGCAGCGUUCGUAAGAAGGUGGUCAGUAAACGGGGACCUACUGUCACCAAGAUUUCUGGAAUGACUAUCCUGGAUAAUGAUGCUGUUAAUGCAGUAUCAGUGCUACUAACAGCUGUGAUUACAGCUUAUGCGUGCAUUUUCUUCUUCUAGAGGCAAAUGUUUAGUUGGCUUUUCACUUGUUACUAAUGCUCAAUGCCAUUUGGAAUACAAAGAUUACAAGGGAUGUAAGACAUGAUGUUUACCCUGAAGCAAGAUGUAUAAUGAAGUGUUGGACUCGCUGAGCAAAGUUUGACGAGCUUCAUGACGUUUGCUCCAGGCAGCUUGUUUGGUUGCCCAAAAGUUCAGGCUGGAAAUUGUCAAAGUAGUUUAAGCAAGUCCAGCCACGUCGCCAUGCGAAAUUGCAAUUAUGGCAAUGUGAAACCUAUUUGCUCCUGGGGAAAGUAUAUCAUGUGGAUUAUGGCUACUGUAGUAUUUAGUUCACCUUCUUUGGAUGACAAUGUAGCAAUUACCCUUUGUGCCAUCAGAACAGGGUUAUACAAAGUAAAGUUGACCGCAAUGUUGAAGGUA
Lolium perenne is the source of this 1404-nucleotide messenger RNA. RefSeq names its product protein PGR. Gene Ontology annotation, cellular component: membrane. Lineage: Eukaryota; Viridiplantae; Streptophyta; Magnoliopsida; Poales; Poaceae. The record is from RefSeq and is a predicted model, not a curated record.